GGGCAAUGACUUAAGAUGUUUGAUUAUCUGCAGAUUUGUCGCUACUAGAUGCGUGCCAACGGCAAAAAUACACCAACUUUCUUCUCUCCUGCAAUCAAGAAGAAAAUGGCAGGUCCAACUCCUGUCUUCCUUUUUGCUCAUGGUUCGACUAUGAUGCUGGGAGAGGACACGGAACCCGCAAAGAUAUGGGAAUCGGUCGGAAACGAAGUCCUACGGCGAAACAUCAAAAGAAUCGUCAUGAUGGGCGCACAUUGGGACACUCCUGGUGAUGAAGUAGAAGUAGCGAUGAACCCGAAUGCAAUCAAGGACCCUGUCGGAAGUGUUAGAGACGAUCGAUAUUUACCAUACAAAUUGGUACCCGAUAUAGAAGGUGGACAGCGUGUGAUCGAUAUGUUACGCGGCGCUGGUAUCAACGCAAGAGCCGAUAGAACAUUCGACUGGAUUCACGAUACCUACCUGAUCAUCAUUCGGAUGUUCCCGCAUUGCGUGCCGCCUCCAACGACUAUCGUCUCCAUGAAUGCGCGGUACGACCCUCAUUUCCACACACGAAUCGGAGCGGCUCUGCGCCCUCUGCGCUACGAGGAUACACUUAUCAUUGGAAGUGGCGGCUCUGUACAUAAUCUUUGGCGGAACAAUUUUUCGCAGAUGAUUCUGUAUAAAGACAACUUGGCCCAGCCGAUACCUCCCAGCGACUGGGCGCUCGAAUUUAGACAAUCCGUCGAGGACGCCAUCACGCGAAACACUGGCCCAGAUCUUCGAAGAGCCAUAACAAAGAUGAUGAAGCAUCCUCGGUACAGAGAUGCACAUGGAACAGAUGAUCAUUGGAUGGCUACACUCUUCGCUGCUGGAGCUGCGGGGGGCGAAGAUGAUGUAGGGCCCAACGUCAUGUUGGGGGAGUGCUGGGAAUUGGUCAAUAUGUGUAACACUCAGUAUCAACUUGGAUCAUGGGAUUAAAUUCUAGGCCUCUGUUUUCGUUAGAAAUCUCAGCAGAGAGACUAGGUACCUGUAUUGAUAAUAUAAAUGCGUGG
Messenger RNA from Truncatella angustata, 1028 nucleotides. RefSeq names its product Extradiol ring-cleavage dioxygenase, class III enzyme, subunit B. The coding region runs from base 49 to 954 and encodes 301 amino acids. The record is from RefSeq and is a predicted model, not a curated record. The transcript has 3 exons. NCBI's taxonomy places the organism in Eukaryota, Fungi, Ascomycota, Sordariomycetes, Amphisphaeriales, Sporocadaceae. Gene Ontology annotation, molecular function: ferrous iron binding; oxidoreductase activity, acting on single donors with incorporation of molecular oxygen; zinc ion binding.